AUGGUUAUUAUACCAAACGAAUGUUAUUGUGUAGUAUUUGCUACCAUUGUUGGGUUUGAAACUGAUACAAAAUGGUAUUAUAACUCAUGCAAACAAUGUAACAAAAAGGUUGAUUAUGAAGGAGGUGGAAAGUAUUGGUGUAUCAAAUGCGAUAAACAUGUUAAAUCUGCACCACCAAGAUACAAACUGACGAUAACUGUUGAAGAUGAUAGCGGAAAUGCUACAUUUGUGAUGUUUGAUAGAGAAGUCGUUCAAGUACAAAUAUCAGCCGAAAAUUUGAGAGAAAAGAUAGCUAAGGAUGGUAAAAAUAGUUCAUUUCCGGAUGAACUUGAUGUACUUUUAGAUAGAAAUUUUUUGUUUAGGUUUCAUAUAUCAAACUACAAUAUUGACAAAAAUUGGGAUCACUUUACCGUCCUCCGAAUAAGUGAUGGUGAAGAAUUGAUAAAGUCUUUCUUGGAGGUUAAUAAUGAUAUGGAGGAACGUGAUAUAGAGGUACAAUCCACUGUGACUUCGUCAAUUCCUUUGCAUGAGAAAGAAAAGGAAUCUACUUCUAUUAUCUGUGAUAAUGAAGACACAAAUGAGGGAUUUGUUACUCCAAUGAAAAGACCUCUUGAGGACGUAUCAACUACUGGGAUCGAAAAAAAAUCAGAUUCGGCUCAGCACUCAUCCAACAAGAGGAAAACUUUUAUAAAGAUUGAAAAGGAUGACAAGGCGAACAAAGAUUAA
Messenger RNA from Spinacia oleracea (spinach), 726 nucleotides. RefSeq lists its product as uncharacterized. The record is from RefSeq and is a predicted model, not a curated record. NCBI's taxonomy places the organism in Eukaryota, Viridiplantae, Streptophyta, Magnoliopsida, Caryophyllales, Amaranthaceae. The transcript has 6 exons. The coding region runs from base 1 to 726 and encodes 241 amino acids.